Molecule: messenger RNA, 1896 nt
Organism: Exophiala spinifera
Lineage: Eukaryota; Fungi; Ascomycota; Eurotiomycetes; Chaetothyriales; Herpotrichiellaceae
Product: tRNA(Ile)-lysidine synthetase
Exons: 2
Coding region: 1-1896 (631 amino acids)
Biological process (GO): tRNA processing
Molecular function (GO): ligase activity, forming carbon-nitrogen bonds; ATP binding
Source: RefSeq, a predicted model, not a curated record
AUGGCAAAACUGGAAAAGUUGCUCCGCAUACCCCUCUCUACGAAGAAAAUAUCGCAAUUGACCGGACGUCCAUCUCCAGUGACGCUUGAAGAAUUCCUACCCUGUCUAGGUGGGCUCAGGACCAACGACAUUUCAGGUCAUGGCACACAGAAGCCUUCCUUCGUCGGUAUUCAUUAUUCUCCAUCUUUCAACAAUUCAGUUCUUCCACUUACAUUUGCAGGAGUUUGUGUCAGUGGGGGUCCCGAUUCUAUGGCACUGGCGUGGUUGCUGAGACAGAUAUCCAUGUUCGAUAAACACCUGCCGAUUGAGCCUGUUGCAUUCAUUGUGGAUCAUAGAGCAAGAGAAGGGAGUCGGGAAGAGGCCGAAUUUGUAGCCGGUGAGCUGGACAAACUUGGCAUCGCAAACCUCAUCCUUACCAUGACCUGGCCUGGAAUCGCGAGGCCUUCUCAACUGUCCGACUUCGAGAAUCGUGCUCGAGAGUCUCGAUAUCGGCUGAUUGCGAAAGCAGCGAUCGAAAGAAACAUAAGACAUCUUUUUGUUGGUCAUCACCAGGACGACCAGGUCGAAACCGUCCUAAUGAGAUUACUGCGGAAUGCGCCAAGCAAUUUUCUUGGAUUGCAAGGCAUGGCGGCUACGACAGCAAUUCCCUGCUGUGAGAGUGUUCGGGGUGCGCACGAAUGGCCUGGCUAUGAGAGCUUCCCGGAGUGGAUUCGACGACGUGAUGCGCCCACCUACAAGCGGCAAGUCGAAGCUGAAGCCGACUUACGAAUAGCGUCAAGUGCCAAUUUUGAAAAGCUCGUCACUAUGCCGCGCUCAGAAGGUCUUCUCAUCCAUCGUCCUCUAUUAAUUUUUCCCAAGUCAAGACUUGUGGAGGUCUGUGACGUACAUAAGAUUAAUUAUGUAAGAGACAAGACCAACAACGAUCCGACUUUGACGAUGCGCAAUUCUCUACGAUACCUCAGAUCAACUCAUGUACUUCCACGCGCUUUGCAAGCAGAAUCGAUUCUGGGACUGGCCCAAUGGGCACAAAACAAGACACAAGCUCUGGUGAAGAGGGGUACAAAUCUCCUGAAUACUCUUCAAGAUUUAACUUUCGAUCUCCGUUCCGGUGUAUUGACUGUACGUGUUCCCAAGGACUUUGUUCUGGCCUGCAAGUCCGAUCCCGACGCUGCAGCUAAUGCCUUGGCUCGACUCACCAGUGUAGUGAGCUUCCAGCCCAGGGAUUCUGUACCAUCGGUUAUAUCGUGGCAAAAUAUACAAGAUUUUCGGCAGCAGAAUCUCUCUCCGAGAUCACAAUGCUUGACGAUUCAACGGGCUUUCCUCCGAAAACUUACAGAUCGUACCCGAGGGGAGGAGGGGAGCGUCGUGUGGAGGCUCUCAAGGCCCCCAAUGCGCGCAGCAGAGGUUGAGCGAGCUACGAUGAAAUUCACUCCUCGUGAAGAACAUGAAACGGCGUCCGCCGUGCAACAGGGAAAUCCUGGGGUUGCUUCCAAUCAAGGCAUCUGGUCAGCCUGGCUCUUCUGGGAUCAUCGUUACUGGAUCCGCAUUAGGGCUAAGGACGCCGAUACCCUGGACCAAAUUGAAGUACGACCUUUUCAGAACGCGGACGAGUCUUACUUGCGGCAUAAUCAUGAGGGAGAACGAGACGUCCUGCAGAAAAUGUUCGCUAAAGUAGCACCGGGCAAGCUGAGAUAUACCCUUCCGGUCCUAACCUGGCAGGGGAACGUUUGUGUCUUCCCAACUCUGAACUUCUUGGUCCAAAAGAAGCACCCGAGCUCUGUAUCCCUUCCUGUGCAGCAUCCAGCCUUGGAAUGGGAAAUUUGUUAUAAGAGCAUCGACGAGUAUUUCCUAACGGAACGGAAAAUAUCGAUAGAUUGGAGGAGCGUCGAAACGUAA